AUGCCUUUGUCUGCUUCGUCGUCCAUCGUUCUGGCUGAAGAGGGCGUCGCCGCGUCUGUGUGUGACCGCUGUUCGUUGUGCUACGACCCUAACUUUGGCUGCACGACGCUGUACGACAAAAAUUCGUGCGUGUUUCCCGACCAAACGUGGUGUGCCUACUACGUGUACUCGCAGCAAACGAUAUUGCAGCCGUCGUCGGCCGCGUCUCCCGCUGCAGCAAAUGCAGCACCUGCUGGGACUCGAAGACCACCAGAUGUGUGGCGUCGUCGGCCAUUGGGCAAUGCGUUCAGCUCGGCCCAAGUCUGGUGCGGCGACGUGCGCAAGCAGUGCGGCGCGUGCCACGGCUGCCUCGACUCAACCACGAAAGAGUGCAAGCCGGACACGGUCGACACUUGUUCGAGCGCUGGUCAAGUGUGGUGCUCGCCGUUGACGCCGUGGAGGCAACCGAAAAGCCUCGUGAUCGAUUACAACGAAUGGUACAACGGCAAGAGUUGGGGCGAGCGUCCAGCGUCGCUCCUUUGUGACUGGCCCCCCAUCGACUCCACGUGCUUUACGGACCCGUUCGUCAAGGCGUCCAACCGGUGGAUCCAUUUGCCCAUGGCACCUUCUUCGUCUAGUGCAAUGGUGGCGUCGGAGCUUGUGGCGAGCGAACCGACACUGUCCGACGGUCCAGUUUCGUGCAACCCAGACCCGCGAUACAUUGACAUCUCCAGACCCGGCUGGUGGGGCGUUGGCAACUGGCCUCCAACGAUCUGCAAGCCCAACCUGCUAACUGUGCCGUCGUGGCGAUGGUUGUGGAACGAAGCGAGUGAAGGGGCAAACAGCGAGCAGCAGCCGCAAGACGACGACAAUACGCUCGACUUUCCAUUCCUUUCGUGA
Aphanomyces astaci is the source of this 879-nucleotide messenger RNA. RefSeq lists its product as hypothetical. The transcript is spliced from 3 exons. The record is from RefSeq and is a predicted model, not a curated record. The coding region runs from base 1 to 879 and encodes 292 amino acids. Lineage: Eukaryota; Oomycota; Saprolegniomycetes; Saprolegniales; Verrucalvaceae.